Messenger RNA from Plasmodium yoelii, 12057 nucleotides. RefSeq names its product conserved Plasmodium protein, unknown function. NCBI's taxonomy places the organism in Eukaryota, Apicomplexa, Aconoidasida, Haemosporida, Plasmodiidae. The transcript is spliced from 3 exons. Bases 1 to 12057 code for a protein of 4018 amino acids. The record is from RefSeq and is a predicted model, not a curated record.
AUGAGCAAUAAUGAUCAGAAUGAGAUGAAUAAAGCAGGGUUGCAUUAUAAUGUCGAAACCGGACAAAAUGGAUAUACACCAGAUGGCUUGUUAAACAAUUUCAAUAAUUAUUUAAAUAGAGAAAAUGAAUCUGAGUAUCCUAAAUUAUAUUUAAAAGAUACUGAGAAUCAAAACAACGUGAACAAUCCCAAAAUAAAAAAUAAAGCAUUUAUUGAUUAUGGGUUAUAUACACAUAUAAUUGAAAAUAUUGUUGAUAUAGAUGAUAAUAAUUUACCAUAUAUCAAUAAUGAAUAUAAAAGUUAUAUUAAUAGUAAAAACAUAAUUUUAAUAAUAGACAUAUAUGUAUAUAAUUUGUUUUUCCAUUUCAAAUAUAUUAGUAAAAAUAUAAAUAAUUAUUAUUUGCGCUUUAAUAAAAUUGCAUAUCCAUUUCAUUUCAGUUUUCAUAAUAAUAAUACAUGUGAAAAUUGUACUUUAAAAGGGAAUACUAAUUAUGGAUGUAAGCAAAAAAUAAGCAAAAUAAACGAAAUAAACAAAAUAAACAAAGUAGAUAAUGAUGAUAAUGGUGAUGAUGGUGGUAAUGAUGUUAUAGGGCAGACCCGAAAUUGUGAUACCCCCCAAAAAUGCUGUUACAAUAAAAAAGGCACAAAUAAAAAUGAAUUUUUGCCUAAAAUUUUGUGCAUGUGGUGUGAAAGAUUAAAAUUGGCAAUAAAUAUAUAUAAUGAUAAUAAAAUAAAAUAUAUGAAAAAAAAAACUGAAAAUUCUGAACAAGACAUUUUUAUCUACAAUCAGAAUAGUAGAUAUAGCAUAAAUGAAUGUAUAAAAAAAUUAGAAAAAAUAACUUUUUAUAGUAAAAAUUAUGAUGCCUUUAAAAAUAUUUAUUUCAUUUCUUCAGAUAAAAAAUAUAUUUAUUCUAUUUACAAUAACGUGUUAAUAAGUAAUACUAACAAAAGUACGAAAUUAAAAGAAAAGAAUAACCCCGAUUUAAUUCAAGAUUCUUUUGAUGAAAUAAAGACAACAUGGGAAAAAAAAAGCGACAAAAAAAACGACAAAAAAAACGACAAAAAAAACGACAAAAAAAACGACAAAAAAACAAAUUUACUAUCAAAAGAAAAUGACAUAUAUGACUCAGAAUUAUAUAACAGUAAUGUAACUGAUUUAUAUCUAAUUAAUUUAGUAAAAUGUAAAAUUGAAGAAUAUUUUAAAAAUGUUCAAAUAACCAAAUUUUGGGAUAUAAUAAAUGUGAGAAAUUUAAUUGAAUUUGAUUAUAAGCAAAUAAAUAAAAAAAUGGAUAACAAUGUAAAUAGUAGAAAUUAUAAUGAAUCUAUUUAUGAAUACAUUCAAAUUAUAAAAAAAACGAAAUGCAAAAAAGAUGUAAAAACAAAUGAGAUGACAAAAAAUUGUUACAAAAUCAAAAGGAACACAUCACAUAGUAAUAAUAAUAAUGUUAAUACUACAUCGGAUCAAGUUUUUGAGAAAAAAAAAUUAGAAAAAGAAUACAUCAUUAAAGACAUGUUUAAUAAUACUAUGAAAGAUUAUAAUGUUAAUGAAAUUGAAAUAUAUUUAAGUAAUUAUGAUAAUAUAUUUUUUAAAACAAUCACAUCUUUUUAUCUUUUGUUAAAUUUCUCUGUUGAAAUUAUGUCUAUAUUAUAUGAAAAUUUAGAUUUAUAUUCUUACCAUAUUUUUUCUUUAUAUGAAAAAAUUAAUAAAUAUUUAUAUAAUGAUCAGAAUAAUAUUGAAACCAAUAAAUUUGAGCUUUAUCAAAAAAAAAACAAACAUGUAGAUUCAGAUCAAAAUCAUAACAAAAAAAUAAAUUGGUACAAAAGAUAUGGAAUUAAUAAUAAUAGAAAAAAUGAUAAAAUAUACACAAAUUGUAAUUCACCAAAUGUUCAUAAAAAUAACAAAAAAUAUAAUUUUAUAAUCAAAGUCAAUAAUUAUUUUAACAAUCUUUCACAUAAAGAUAUAAAAUUAGAUUCGGCUGUUUUUGUUUUAUUAAAACUGUUUAUAGAAAAUAAAUGUGAUGAAGAAAAAAGACAAUGUAGAUCUAUGGAUGAUAAUACGAAAUAUGAAUCUAUUUACAAAAGUUUAAAAAUCGAAAAAUAUAAAGAGAUAUUAAAAGAAAUAAAAAUAUUGAUUAACUAUUUAAUAAAUAAAAAUAUAUUAAAGGAAAAGCAUAAUUUAAAUUAUAUAAUAAAUGUGUAUAAUAAAUAUGAUAAAAAAAUAAAAGAGUUAAAAAAUAGUAAAUAUGUUAAUAAUAAAUAUGUGGAAAUUUUAAAAAAAAAUUUCCUUUUAUAUUCAUUAAAUUUUUAUGAAUUUGAACUUUUUUCAAAUAAAUAUAUAGACAAUUAUUUAAAUACAUUAGAUAAAUCAAUAAGUAGUAAAAAAAUAAAAUUAAAAAUACCAUCAAGAGUAUACAUAACAAAAACAUUAAAUAAAUAUGUUGUAUUUCGUAAAAAAAUUGUGUAUCUAAAUAAAAAAUUAUAUGAAAACUCUUUUUUUAACCAACAUGUCAUAGAUGAUAAUUAUAUAAUAAAUUCAAAUGGUGAUAAAAGCAAGCAAGUGGUCAUAAAGAUAACCAUGAAAAGGAUAAAAAGAAAAGAGAGAAGAUUCUAUUUACGAAAGUUAACAAAUAAAGUAUAUACAAAAUUUAAAGUAGCGCAUAACAUAUACACUAGUUUUAAAGAUGAAGAUGAGACGAAAAAACAUAGUUAUCAUAAUGAGGAAGAUACAAAUUUAUUUACUGAAUACCAAAAAAAUGGAUUGCUAAAAAAACUAAAUUUGAUAAAACUUAAACUAAAAAUUGGUAACAUUAUAAAAAGAAAAAAUAAAGUUUAUAAAAAAGUUAUUAAAAAAAUUAAAGAACGAAAAAAAACAAUUAAAAAAAGAAGAUUGAAAAAUUCUGAAAUAUAUUAUAAUAAAUUUGUAGACUUAUUUAAAAAUUUAAAAAAUCAAGAUAUAACAAUUAGAAAUAAUUUAUAUAAUAUGAUAUCUAAUAUAAAUGAAUAUAUAAAUAUAUUUUAUUCAAAUAUAUCUCAUUAUUCUCAUUCUGAUAUUUUUGAGAAUAAAGAUGUUGAACAUUUUAUGAAUCAAAAGCUUGACAAAUUAAAAGAUGAUAUACAUUUAUAUUUUCCACAUGACAACAAUUUUGAUUCCCAACAUCUAGCAAAUUUAAAUAAUGAAGAAAAUGAAAAUUAUAGAAAUAGAAAUAGAAACUCUAAUUGUAUAAAUUGUAGUGAUAUAUUUACAGAUGUAUGUGAAAAGAAUGUAACAAACAAUUCAGAAAAUAAAUUGUCUAAUACUAAUAAUUGUUCUUCUUUAUUAUUUUUAAAUACAAAUAAAAAUGUAAAAAAAAAUAGUUUUAAAAAAAUUGAAAAAAUCGAAGUUCCUUUUUCACAUCUAUUCAAUAAUACAAAAUCACAAGCCUGUAUAAAAUGUCAUUCUAAAUUAGACACAAAUAUAUUAAGGAAAAAAAAAAAAAUAAUUUACAACCUUUUUAAUCUACAAAAUUAUUAUAAAAAAAAAAAGAGAAAAAUAAAUUAUUUAGCAUAUGAUAUAAAUAUUUUAAAGGAAUAUUUAUAUAUUUAUUUAAAAAAAUAUUUUGAUGAUAUUAUUGUUUUAUUUGAAUAUUUUUAUUUUUAUUUUUCAAAUAACACUAUUAAUGUUGAAUAUAAUGAUGGGAAUGCAAAUAAAAACUCAAAAGAUACAAAUUUUUUUGGUAAAAUUACUAAUAGCAAAUGUGAUGAAAAAAAUAGACAUGAUGUUAGAAUUUAUAAUGAAGAAAAUAUAUAUAAUAAAAAGUCAAUUGAAAAAGAAAUAAAUAAUCAAGAUAAUGAACAAAAUGAAGAUUUAAUUUAUAGAUAUUUUUUUUUAUGUAGUUAUGAUAAUUUUAGUAAUGGUAAUGAUGGUUUAGAUAAUAUAAUUAUAAAAGAUAAAAAUAAAUAUUCAAAAUAUUAUAUUAAUUAUAUUCUUACAAAAAAAUUGAAGCUAUUUAUAAAAAAUGAUCUAAUACAAUUUAUUAAUAGAAAUAUAAAUUUGAUAAAUAAUAAUAUACAUUUAAAAAUUAUAAGUGUUAAACGAUUAUUUAGCAAAGUUUUAAAUAAUUUCAAAUUGUCUAACUCUAGUAAUAACUUAUUUAUAUAUCAAAUAUUAUAUAGCAUGAUAAUAAAAUAUGGAAAAUAUAAUAAAAAUAAAAUAAUAAAAAAAAAUAUAAUGAAUAAAUUAUCUACAUGGGAAUGGAAUCAGGAUGUUAAUUGUGAUAUCGAAAAAAAUAUAUCUUUUUUAAAAAAAAAAAAAAAAUAUUUACAAAAGUUUGGGUUAAAUUUAGCUAGCUUAUCAAAUGAUGUAAUCAUGUUUUUAAAAUAUAUCACAACAUUCGAUUCGCCAAAAUCGGACUAUUCAAAUGUGGACAAAAAUGGCGAAAAAAAUGGCGAAAAAAAAAAAGGGUAUGUUAAUUGCCAAAUAGAAAAUACAGCCAACUCUUUUUAUAUAGAUAACGAUGAAGAAUUGAAAAAAAAUAAUAUUAGCAACUUAUCUUUAAAUUCGAUUUUUUAUAAUUUAUCUAGUUGUAGAGAUAUGAUAUAUUUAAAAAAUGUUUUUCACAAAAUGAUUAAAAAAAAAAUAAAUAAUACAAUAACAGAAACACCAACAGAAUCUAUUGCAAAAUGGAAUAAAAAUAAAUGCAAACAUGUUAAUAAGACAAAAGAUGAUGAAGAAGAUUUCGAACAAUUUUCACAUAUUUAUGAAAUAAUUAAACAAAAAUCUUUAAAAAAAUAUGAUAAUUUAAAAUUGUUUAUAACAAUAGAUAAGAAAAAAAAAACUAGGAAAAGAAAAUUAGAUUAUGAUGAAAGUUUAAUGGCAAGCAAUUUUUAUAAUGAUAACACAAAUGUGAUGAUAAAAAAAAUUAAAAAAUAUAUUAUCAGAUUUAUAGAUGAUAAUAAAUAUGUUUUUCCUUAUAUAUUUAACACGUUCGAUAAUAGUACAAAUUAUGAAUUAAAUAGUUAUGACAUUAUUAAUUUAAAUAAUAAUUUUAUUUUUUUCCAUUACAUUAAUAAUACAUCUAAGUGGUCAUAUAAAAAUUCAAUUUUAAAUUAUAUAUAUGGAUACCCUAUCUUAAAUGUGUAUACAAAAAGUGAAGAUGUUCAAAACUGUUAUAUUAAAGAUAUUUCGAACAAUAAUAAUAAUAUCCAUUUUGGUCAACAAAAAAAUGGAGCUGAUAAAUAUGAAGCAUAUCAAGAAUGUUGCAAUAAAAAAAAUGGAGAUGAUAAAUAUGAAGCAUAUCAAGAAUGUUGCAAUAAAAAAAAUGGAGCUGAUAAAUAUGAAGCAUAUCAAGAAUGUUGCAAUAAAAAAAAUGAUGAUGCACAUAUAGAACGGUUACAAAAAAUUUGGAAAAAAAAUAAAAGAAGAAAACUAAUAAAUAUAUUUAAUAAUGUAAAAAUAUUUAACAAGAUUCCUUUAAAAUAUAUUCAUUUAUGUGUUAUUUCUGAUAUAUUUAGAUAUUUAAAUUUACAUCAUAUUAUUCAAGAUAUUAUUAAAAAUUUAUAUAUUGAAAAAUUAAAAGAAAUUCAAGAAUAUUUUCUUUUUUCAAAAAAAAAUAACAAUAAUUUAUCAAAUAUUUUAGUUUGUUUCCUCUUUUAUUUUUAUUCCUAUUUAGAUGUUAUACUUGGAAUUAGAGAUGGAAAUUUUAUUAAUUUAACGAAUUUGAAUUAUUUCAACAUUUUUAAUAAUUUUAAUGAUAUAUUAUUAAAAAAGUAUAGUCAAAAAAAAGACGGAAAUAAUGUUUAUGUGAAAGAGGAGAAUCGUGAUAAAAACAAAAAUAAAGAAAAUUAUUGUGAAGACAGUUUUAAUGAAGAUGUAAAAGAAAACUACAUAUAUUUAAAUAACGAAUUAAGCCAUAGAAAUAACUAUUUAUGGAUAUUAAAAAGAAAAGAAAAAAAUGUUUUGUCUAUCCCAUGUGUAGAUGCAAUAUAUUUAAAACUUCGAAAUUGUAAAAAAGUGAAAAAUAAUUUUCAAACAUUUUCUACUAAUUUUGUACAAUUUUUAAAUUUAUAUUUAGAUUAUAGCUACUCAUUUUUAAAUAGUUCAAAAUAUGCAGACGAAAAUAAAUCGCAACUUUAUUUGUUUGCCCAAAAUGAAGACACCGAAAUUUUAGAGAAAGCUGGUGCUAACAAUGCAGCAUCUAAUUGUGACGAUGGCACUUCUUUUGACAAUCUUUUGAGAAAUAAAACUUAUAAGGAUUGCAAAAUAUAUGAUGAAGAAAAUGAGAGUCCUAAAACAAACAUGUCAAUAAACAAUUUCUUUAAAAAUGUAAAAUAUAAAAAUGUUUUAUGUAACUAUUCUAAUAUUAGAAUUAAUGUUGUAGAAAGCGAUUUUGAAAAUUAUAACAGUUUUUUAUUUUUAUCAAAAAUAAAUUUGACUAAUUCUAUGAGAUAUUGUGAAAAAGAUAUUUGUUGCUUAAAAGAUUAUGAACUUAUUAAAAAGGAUGUAGAAAAAAAUAAAAAUUUUAUUUAUUCUGAAUCUACUAACAUAUUAGAUAAUAUAUGUAGUAAUAAUUUGGUUGUAAGAAUUAAAUUGAUACUCGAUAUUUUACGAAUCCAAUUAAAUAAAAUAUUAGAAAAAAAAAAAGAAUGUAUUAUUAACACAUUAACAAGUUGUAAGGUUAAUAAAAAUGGAUUAGAAAAUAUAAAAUUUGCAUAUUAUUUAAUUAAUUUACUUGAUUUUGAACAAAAAAAAACAAAUAUAUCAGAUAUAUAUAUAUAUAAAAAUAUAUACUAUUCAUUAAUAGAAAAAUUAUUUACUAAAAAUAAUAAAAUCAGUUGUGAACAAGUUAUUUAUAUAAUAUUUAAUUUGGUAAAAAUUACAAGAAUAAUAAAAAUAAAAAAUAAACAAAUUCAAAAAUUGUUUAAAUUAUUACAAAAAUAUUUACAAAAUUUUCCAGAUUUUUUUUCUCAAAUUUUUAAUAAAAUAUUUCUUUUUAUAUAUCAAGAUACCAAAUUUGAAAAUAAACAAUUUUUAAAAAAAUAUUUAAAUGUAUAUUUUAACGAUAAAAGAAUUAUACUUGAUAUAUUAAAUCAUAUUGCAAAUUCUGCACGAAAUAAAAAAGCUAGAUUUUUAGAUAAGGGUAAAGACAAAAAAUGUAGUAAGAACCAUAUUCACGAAACGUUUGCUAAUAGUUCUACAUUUUAUGAUAAAAAAAACGAGACAGUACAUGAUGGGAAAAGACAAAAAGAAAGCAAAAACGUAAACAAUUGUAAUGGAGAUUGUAGUGGAGGUGGCAAUGGGAGAGGUGUGCAUUGUGAAGAUGGUUAUAACCACACUUUUGAUAAACAUGAUGAAAAAAAUUCCAAAAUGAAUAGUAAAAAUGAUAUGCUAAACAAGUGGGUAAAUGAUUUUCCUUUAAGUUAUGUACAACAUAAUAAUAAUCGAAAAAAAAAAAAAAAUUUAAAAAAAAAGAAUUUUUCACAUUUCAACUAUGAAAUAAUUAAAAAGGUAUUUUUAAAAUGUAAAAAUAUUUAUUCUAGUGAUAGUAAUAGUUCUAAUAAUGGAAAUAUAUUUAAAAUAAAAAAUAUAAAAAAUCAAAAUUAUAAACAAUAUGAAGAAGAAAAAAAAAAAUAUAUUUAUCAAAAAAUCAAAAAAAAUAAAAUAUCAUUAACAAUAUCAAAAGACAAAUAUGAAGAUGAUAAUAAUUUUACUCUUUCAAAUGGUAUGCAACUAAAAUGUAAACAAAAUAUUAAUAAUAAAAAACAUGAUGAAAAUGAAAAAAAUAUGUUAAAAAAUAAAAAUUUUGAAGAUUCUAGUUCUGAUUCUUAUAUAAAUAAUAUAUAUAUUCAAUAUAAUCAAAAUGAAAAAAUAGACAGAUAUAUAAAUAUAUCCAAUAUUAAUAAUUAUGAAUUUCUAUGUUAUAAUAAAUGUCAUGAUAGAUAUGAAAAUACUGAUUCAUCUUCAAAUAAAUACACAUCUUCAUCUUGUUAUUCUACAAACAGUUCCAAUAAUAAAGAUCAAAUUAUUUUUGAUAUGAAUUAUAUAAAUGUUGAUAAUUCUGGUAAAUUACUAUCUCGUUUAAGUACUAUAGAUUUAAAAGGGAUAAAACAAAAUGAAGAAAUAAAAUAUUAUAAAACAAAUAAAUGUAAUAAUAAAAAGAACGAUAAUAACAAUAGUAGUAGUAGUAGUAGUGGUAGUGGUAGUGGUAGUAAUGGAACCAUUUUUAAUGAUAAUAAAAAAAAUGAUUAUUUUUAUAAUUUUUUAAAUUCGAAUAAAAAAGACAACUCUUUUUGUUUUAUAAAAUAUAAAUCAUAUCAUGAGUUUAAUAAUAAAAAAAGACGAAAAAUAAACAAAUAUAAAAAAAAUGAAAAAAAAAAAAACACACCAGUAAUGUAUAUGCCAUUAUAUAUUAGCAUAGUAGGAGGGUUAGAUUUUUUUUUAUAUAAAUAUUAUAACGAUAUUUGUGAAACAUAUAUUAAUCCUUAUUUUUAUAUUAACACAUAUUAUUUUGAAAAAUAUAUUCGAAAAAAAUAUAAAAAUUUAAAAAAUGAAGACAAUUAUUUAAUUUACGAUUUUUAUUAUUAUAAUUAUAUUUUUUUAAAUAAAUUUACCACUUUUGAUACUUUCAAUUCUAUAAAAGAUAAAAAAGUGGAAACAAAUAAAUAUAUCAAAUUUUUUAAUUUCAAAAUUGAUGCCAAACAACCUCAAAAUGUUAUAUGUAUGGAAGAUGGCCAAUAUCCAUGCAUAAACAAUAGUAGCAAUAAUGAUAAUGGCAAUGAUAAUGGCAAUAAUAAUGGCAAUGAUAAACAAUGUAACCAUUCCAUUCCUAUAUAUUAUAAUGUGGAAAAUGAAAGGAAAAACGAAAUAAAUAAUUUUAUUAUUCCAGAAAAUGGAAAUAUGAGUACUAUGAUGUUAGUAGACAUGAAAAAGUCUGUAGAUGAAAAAAAUACAAAUAUUGUAAAUGUGCCUAGAAAUAUAAAAAAUAAUAAUGACAAAUAUAUGAAACAAUAUAAUGGAAAUAAAAAUGAUAGUAUAGAAAUUUAUCCAAAUUUAAAGCAAAUAAAUAAUAUAUUCAAAUUAGUAGAUUAUAAUUUUUUUUAUACAGAAAAUAGUCUGAGUAGUGAUGAUGAAGAAGAUAGAAUUCGAAAAAAAAAUAUUAACGAUAUUCAGAUAUUUAAAAGAAAUUUAUUUAUUAUAGAAUAUUUUGAAAAUUAUUUUAAUUUUUCAUUACUAACACAAAUGAGAAAUAUAUUAUUAGAUAUGUUUGAAAAUUAUAAUUUAAAUUUGGGAUAUAUAAAUAAAUAUAUUCUAAUAAAUGAAAAAAAUGACAAAAUCAAAGAUCCAUAUUCUGAUAUAAAUAUCAUGUCCCCAAACUUUUCUAACACCAAAUCGAAACAUUACAAAAAUGGAUCUCCAAAAUGGAAUUUCGUAAAGCUAAAUAAUUCGCCAUUGGAUAGAAAUAGAGAAGUGAGCAAAAGUAAAGAAGUGAACAAAAAUAAAGAAGUGAGCAAAAAUAAAGAAGUGAACAAAAAUAAAGAAGUGAAUAAAAAUAAAGAGGUGAAUAACGGUGGCAGUGGCGAUAGUCUAGAUAUUGUUGAGGAUAUGGAUAGUUCGUUUUAUAAUAAUGUACUAAAAACAUUUUUUUAUGACAUGCCUAUACAAAUUUCUAUGACAAUAUUAAAUCCUGAGUACUGGAAAUUUGAAGGUUUAAAAGAAGACCAAACAAUAAAUCAUAUAAUACCUGAAUGUGUACAUAAAUAUUUAAAUAUAAUUAAUAAUAUAUAUCAAAAAUAUAAUGUAGAUAAAUAUUUAAUCUUUUUAUAUGAUUUAUGUUAUAUAGAUUUAAAUAUUAAUGAUUAUAUGUACACAUUUAAAUUACCUGAUGGUUUAUUUUUUUUAUUUUUAUCAAACUUAGAAAAUAAUGCCAUCGAUAUAUAUAAAAAUAGUUUAUUUUUAAAAAAUACAAAAAAAGAAAAUACCAAUGAAAAAAAAUAUAAUAAUAUAAAAUAUAAUUACGAUUACAUAUUUAUAUCUUCAAAUUAUAAACAUAAAGAAAAUAAGACACUUCAUAUAAUUAUUAAUGAUAAUAUUAUUUUGUACGAUUUUCAUAUUAUUCAAAAUCAUCAAACUUUUAAUGCACCCACAAAAAAAAAACGAGAUAAAUUGCAAACGGGCCAAGAAUGGGAAACGACCGAAGGUGCAGAAACAAUAGAACCGGCUUUCAUAUCUAGUCAGACAAAAACGGCCACAAAGGAGUGCCAAUUAGUAAAGCUAGAAGAUGGGAAAAAUGGAGAGAAAAAUGAAAAAAAUGAAGAAAAAAAUGAAAAAAAUGGAGAGAAAAAUGAAAAAAAUGGAGAGACGCUCUUAAGCGUUACAGAAAGUAAUUUUUUAAAAAAAACAAAAAUAAUUGAAAUAAAAGAUUUGGAGAAGGAUAGAAAAGAGGAAUAUUCUAUGCCAAGUGGGGAACAAAACAAAAAUGACGCAUUUGUAGACAAAGUUAAAAUUGAAAAGGCGAGCAAAUCUUUUAGCUCAAAUGGUGAGGCUGCGAAGUGUGAUAAUAACAGCAUCACUAAUGAAAGAUGUAGCGAAAGGAAUGGCGAAAGGAAUGGCGAAAGGAAUGGCGAAAGGAAUGGCGGAUUGAAUAUCGAACGGAAUAGCGAAAGGCAUGGCGAACGGAAUAAGGCGGGGGGUCUCAAAAAUAAGAACACAAUAAACAAACAAAUAUCAAGGGAAAAUAUUUACUACAAUUUAAAGUUUAUAAAAGAAUUCCAAGAAAAAGAAAUUGAAAAAAUAAAAAAUAUCCAAAAUAUAAAUGAUGUAUAUAUAAAGAUGUUUUUUACUGAAGAACAUAUAAUUCAAAAUACAGAAUUUUCAGAAAAAUAUGUCAAAGAGAUGAUAAAAAAAUUAACUUGCGAUAAAUUUUUACAAAAAAACACAUUUAAAGUUAUAAACAAACAAAAUAAUAAAACUACACAAUUUACAGUUUAUUGUAUAAUCGAUUUUGAUACAAAUCUAGAUGAAAAUAAAAUAAAAAAUAUGUUAAAUCAAGAUCAAAAAUCUAUAAAAUUAGAAACACAAUUACAAACAUGGGGAAAUAAUCCAUUUAAUAAUCAAAUCCAAACAAAAGACAAUGAUGUAUAUCCUCAUGAUAUAACACAAGGUGAAGAAAAUGAUAAUUCAAUAAUUAUAGAAACAAAAAAAAUGAAUAAUAAUACAAUUAGUAGUUUUAAUAAUAACCCUUUUAAAAUAAAAGAAAAUUCUAUAAUUGAAAAAAAUAAAUUUGUAUCCUUACUUGAAAAUAAUACAUAUCUUAAUAAUUAUGAUUCUUUGCAAGAUAAUAAAAAUAUAAAUACGCAUUUAAAUAAUCCUCAUGUUGACAUGAUAGAUAUAAACAAUUUUUAUAACAAAAAAAAAAAUGAAAAUAAUAUUAACAUUUUCGAUAAGUAUUAUGUAAAUAGUAACAUAAAUGAGAGUAACGAAUAUUUUAUAAAUAAAAAAAUAAGAGAGAGUAAAGAAAAAAAACAAAUAAAUAGCUUAAAUAAAAAAAUAAAGAAAGAUAAAAAAAAUAUUAAUAAAUUAAAUAAAUUAAAUAAAAUAAACAAAAUAAACAAAAUAAACAAAAUUUCUAAUGAUCAAAAUAUAUUAGUUAAUAGUUUAGUUCCGUAUAUUAGUAGAAGUAGUAUAGACAAAGAUAAAAUAGAUAUAGAUAAUGAUCUAAUAUUAGGCAACACAAAUGGAAUCAACGAGCCCGUGGAUUACUUCUUAGACGACGUUGCUACAGAUGAUGAUGAAGAAAAAGAAAUAAAAAGAAGAAAGACAUUUGAUAAUUUGAAUUUAGAAGGAUCGUAUGAAUUUUAUGAAAGUGAAAUAUUAAAAAUAACAAAAAAUCGAAUGAAUAAAAUGAUGUCCGAACCAGGAAAAAAUAUAUCAACUCCACUUUUUUUGAUUGUAAAUAAUUUGAAUAAGACAUUACAAGAAAUGAAAUUAAAAACUGUAUCACAACCUGAAGUUUUAGCAAUUUUAAAUAUUAUGCUUAAAAAAAAUAAAAUAACAAGAGUAGGAGGAAAUUGGCAACCAAUAUAA